This is a messenger RNA of Armigeres subalbatus, 6595 nucleotides long. RefSeq lists its product as uncharacterized. Gene Ontology annotation, biological process: sensory perception of smell; detection of chemical stimulus involved in sensory perception of smell. The record is from RefSeq and is a predicted model, not a curated record. Gene Ontology annotation, molecular function: odorant binding; olfactory receptor activity. Gene Ontology annotation, cellular component: plasma membrane. The transcript has 4 exons. Lineage: Eukaryota; Metazoa; Arthropoda; Insecta; Diptera; Culicidae. The coding region runs from base 36 to 1301 and encodes 421 amino acids.
UCCAGUCGUUGCAACGACCAAGUGGACGAAUAAACAUGAAUCGAUUCUCACGUUUUUGGAGGCAGCGCUUUUUGGAAUUCAGUUUAGGUUCUGAUUUUUUCCGGUUGUCCGAUUCAAUCUGUUUGAUUUCAGAGAAACGACUUCCUCAAACAAAAAGUCCAUCAAUCCGAGUAGUAUGGACCAUUCUGAGCUUAUUGCAUGCCUUUCAGUACGGUUGCUUCGUCGCCGAGUUGAUCAAUUGUAUCAAUCAAACCCCUUUGGACAAAGACAAAUUUACGGCAGUGAUAAAUCUUGUUAUCCCACUCGGAGUCGCCAUAUUGAGGGGAAUAUGUCUAGCAUAUCACCGCGAGGUGAUUCUACAGCUUAAACAGUACAUAAAUUCAAAAUCCUGCCAACAAGCCGAUAUCGAAUCAUUCGAAUUACGAAAGAAAAAGUAUCGGAAGGUCAACCGAUACCUGGCGGCUUUUCAUUGCCUGACUACGGCGAACAGUUUCACUUGGGCGCUCACCGGUGGAUUGAACGGAGAAAAUGUCAUCAGGAUUCCAGUCAAUGUGUCAAAUUGGUCAAAGAGUUUCCAGUAUGGACUGGAUGUUGGUUUCGCGUUGAUUAUGGUCCCGUGGUGCUUCACGCUGUGGCACAGCCCCACACAGUUUGUAACUAUUUUAAGCGUUUUACACUCCGAGCUUCGCAUAAUUGUGAAUCAGUUUGAUGGAUUGUUCGAAAAAGUGGUCUCCAAUUAUGCAUUGGAUCCAAUUGACCUAGAUGAAUUGGAAUUGUCGCAGAGAGGAUGCUUCUGGGCCGAACUGGAUAAGUCAUUCAAAAAUGCUAUACGUCAUCAUUCGGCAUAUAUCAGGAACUUUCAACUGCUCAGAAAAAUGUCCAGUCUCAACUUCUUCAUAUUUCUUUGCUUGAGUGCCGUAAUAAUAACGUUCAACAUUUUCCCAUUCAUUGUAAACCCAUCAUUUGAACUGCUACCUUUGCAACUGCUGGCCAUGCAGUACGCAUCGGAAUCCUACCUGUGCUGCACUAUGUUUGACAAUCUGGAGGCUGAGAAUCAAAAAAUCUCAAAAUACGUCUACGCAAUCGAUUGGCUUAGUUCGAUGCGCCACGAUAGGCACAAUGUAUGCGACAGAAUUCACCGCAGGUCUAUUGAACAAAAUGCCAUCAUUCUACACCAGCAGAUCAACAAAGGGUUAUCCAUCAAGGCCGGAGGCAUGUUUCCCCUCAACCUUGCAACGUUCACCCAGCUGAUGAAAUCCGUCUACUCGCUGCUGACGCUGCUGCUUCAGUCUAUGGAUUAGAAUAGUUUCAUUGAAUUUCGGAAAGUCUAGAACUAAGAAUGGUGAUCCUCAGAACGAAUUUGAAUCAAAUUAUUUAUUACUCAUAUCAAAUCACUGUUGCAGUAGAAUGUAGAAACGACACAUAGAUUUUAUACGCUAUUUGAUACACUGGAAAGGCCACCUAAUUUAUUAGUUUUUGAUUAUGUGCGUUGAUUCGUCAAAUAAUAUUUAAAAAAGCAAAAACUUAGACACAUGUGUUGAGUUAAAUUUAAUUGUAAUUUAUAAAGAAACGUCAUUUUUUGCAACACAAGGAAAAUAUACAACAAAUUUGUACUGUAUUUCACAUAGUUAUUCAUUCAAGUUAUUCGCUCGAUACAAUUAAAAUUAUAAAUCAACGAACACAUUGCAGUUUUUUAAUGAUACGAAGUUAUUACUUCAUGCGUUCUUUUUCUUAAAUUAUGCAUAAAUUAACAAAACAUAUAAUACACUCUUAAGUAUGAUUAGUGACUUUGGAGCUUAUGGUAAGUAUUAUGCGUUUAGAGUCUACUGAAUGUCAGCAUUCAGCAUUUUAAGAACGAUAGUGAUUAUCUACAAAUUGCGCAAAGUUAAUGUUUCAACGUAACUUGUAGAUGAACUCAUAACAUAAUCGGAGAGUGACACUGCUGUUGGUGACUUAAAAUUAGUUUUCAAUUAUAUUAUAACUUAUCGAACUACAUAUAUUUUCUAUAUUCAUUCAGCAAAGGAAAUGUUUUCAUGCUUGAAAUAUUAUGCGGCAAACUAAUAUUAAAAGAGAAACAAUACAGAUGUUACUACAGUAGGUAAUGGCAAGAUGGUAGUAUAAUGUAAAUUAUAUUACAGAGAGUCAUUCAAAAUGAAAAGGCAACACGCAAAAAAAAAUGAUGUAAGCAUAUCGGACACGCAAGUAGGCAUUGCAUAGAAACGUAGGUAGGUAUAUUGAUAGUGUUGUUUUAAAAUUUUCCGUUCUAUGUCAUAAUUAAGCAGGUAAUCUUUUUCAUUAAAAAAACUGACUCGCUCGGUCGAAAGAUUCAAAUACAGUGUUGGUAAAUUAAACUGAAAUCUCAAACAAACUUGCUGACGAUUUUUAAUGGAUGCAUCGAGCUCGAACUCAUUCACUGAGAAAUAAUUUCUGAAAGGCGUCAAAACACAAUCGUGAUAGCUAAAUUUGUUUUUAUACAUAUCAGCAUAUCUGUCAAAUGUUAGUUGGGUAUUCCUCUAUAGUUUAUUGCGUUGAAGUCAAUAAAAAUGCGAAAUUUUGCGAUAAUAGGAUGUAUGCAUUUUGAAACUUUAAAUGCGUUUUUCCUAUUUUUCUCGUUUGUAACAUGUGACAUUGUACGCAGCACUUUUCGCUCGAAAACCCCGAAAGCUCUCCGGUCCGCCUCUUUUAAUGUCCUUGUUUCAAGUCCAUAAAGGGCCACCGCUAGAAUCAGAGUUUUGUAUAGAGCAAAUUUGCUUUCCGUCUGCAUGUUGCGGGACCUAAGCUGGUUACGUAAUCCGUAAAAGGCCCUAUUCGCAGCAGCAAUACGUCUUUUCACUUCACGGGAACCGUCAUUAUCACAUGUCACAAGCGCUCCAAGAUAAACAAAUUCUUCAACAACUUCAAACACACCCCAUCAAGCACUACCUCUGCACCAACACCACUAGGUCUUCCCCUGUUAGGGAAACUAUAAAAUGGUGUGUGGCGCAGACGCAUGGAUCAUGAGCUGUAUCAAGUAUACAUAAGAAAAUAUUGUGAAUCGUAUAAAAUACGGCAGACUUCAGUGGGCUGGUCACUUAGUGCGAAUGUCGGAAGAAGGAAUAGCGAAAAUAGCGAAAACAAUAUUCAACAGAGUACCAGAUGAGGGCCGACGACUUCGUGGAAGGCCACGAACACGCUGGCUGCACGCGGUGGAAUCGGACCUCGGGACCCUGAACGUUCGGGGAAACAGGAGGAACAACGCCCAAGACCGACAAUUAUUAUGGAGCUCUACAAUACGCCAGGCAUAGGUGUAUCGACGCUGUAGCCAACCAGGUAUCCAGUACAUUUAUGCGUCUGACGGCAGCAUAGUGUUAUAAACCACUCGAUUUAGCUCGACGAACUGAGCAAAUGUCUGUCUGUCCGUGCGUGUGUGUGUGUAUGUAUAUAUGUACGACGUACGUGUGUGUACAAAAAUGUAACCAACUUUGCAUACAGUUAUAAUUAACCGACUUUAUCGCAACAACUUGCAUUCGAAAGGUGGAAAAGUUGAUUGCUAUUGAAUUUGAUAACGAUCGAUAACGUUCAAAAGUUAUAAAAAAAUAUGAACCAAACCGAAAAGGUUGGUGUCUUGGCUAAAUGCAAGAAAGGCAGUACUACUAAUAGGUGGUUUAAUAUGGGUUUUUAUCUUUAUAAUAGAAACUUUCAGCCCGGGGCUGACUCGUCGUUUUUCGUAGGAAAUAUUAGCUGCUUAUGUUGGGUUAUAGACUCGUACGUAGUUAGUACUAAUUAUCAGCAAUUAACUUUUCCUGGCCAAUUAACUUGCUAUUAGUUGAGAUUUAUCGAGCCUUUUGUGCUUGUAUACCUAUUUUGUGUCGAAAAAUAGCACGUCUAUACGUCUGAAGUUUUGUUAUCAUGAAUUAAACAUAAUAAUGUAGCAGUUAUAAUUUUAGUAAUCUACCCACAGAGAACAGACGUUCAUCUUCAUUCGCGUUAAAUCGAUUUAAAUCUUUACACACGUUUUAAAGGAAAUUUUGUUCGAGCAUCCACGUCUGUUCUCUAUGGUCUACCCCCUAUACUGGUAAUGUGAGAGUACGCAAUUCCUACCCCCAGUUUAAGUUCAGUGCGUUUUCCGGUAGAGUUUUAAAAAUCAGCAUAUCCGCUUUCGUCAGCACACUCGAUGUUAAGCUAGCGAGGAGUGAACAUCUAAAUAAAUAUACUUCAAUAUCAGAAGUGGGAUUGAAGAAAAUAACUCGGGUUCUUAUUGGCAUUACAUCCCCACGCUGGGACAGAGCCGAGCGCAGCUUAGUGUUCAUUUAAGCAUUUCCACAGUUAUUAACCCUCUCUUUCCCACGACUUUUUUCAAAGAUUUCAAUAGGAAGGAAUCAUCUAUGGAAAAAAUGCUUGAACAAAAGUUGUUUGGCAUAGCUAAAAUUAGUGAAAAACGAAAAAAAGUUUUUGAUUGUAAAUCAAUAGUUGCUUGAUUGUUUUCAAUAGUUUCACUAUUUUUACUCAAAAUUGAUUAUAUUUGCAGUCUAAUGGAACCAUAAAGUUUUGCCAAAUACUGCUUUUUGUGAUUGAAAUAAUUCUAUGAAUGUUGGAAGGUGCAAAAUUUGAUGGAGCUCUACAGCUACCAUGGGAAGGAAAGGGUUAACUGUGAGGUUUCUAAGCCGAAAAUUGCCUAGACCGGCACCGGGAAUCGAACCCAGCCACUCUCAGCAAGGUCUUGCUUUGUAGCCGCACGGCUAAAGAGGGCCCUUCAUCAGCAUUAGUGUAUACGAUAGUGCAAAGCGAGCUAUGGACGGAUGUCGAAAAUGAAACGUCGACGGAACGCUACUGACCUGCUACUGACGAAAAAGAAGGAUAUAUUGGAGCAAUGGAUAUCAAGCAGUAGAACAACCAAGAAGGGGAAAACGUGGUUCAAAAAUGAGAUCAUCGAUACCGACGAAGACAGGAAUGCUGACAUGUGAUGCCAUUAUCGGUCGGCGAUUGCUGAAACUGCUCGCUGAUUUGGGCAGCGCGGUCAGUCUUUUAAAACGAUCGGAAUCAUCGGAAAAACCGAAAGCGGUUAAGUACAUUGCAUCAAUUCGGCUAAAGGAAGAUAAGUACAGUAGCCGUUCGAUAACUGCAAAAUGUUUACUUUUCAGUUAACGAAUGCCGUUCGAUAACUGCAACGCAUUCUAGACGUCAAACGGUUGUCAAUCGACGUCAGAUGCAAUAAAAGUGCAUCUAAAUGUGCAGCGCAAUGCAGCUGUCAUUGAGUUUGACAUCAGUUUGAAGUUUAGCGGUCCGAUAACUGCAAAACUGUUGCAACUAUCGAAUUGCAGUUAAAAAGCAUUGCAGUUAAAUGACUUGCAGUUAUCGAACGUCUACUGUAUUUCAAUGUCCUGCCGCAAAGGUUCAGUAAAUUCGAGCGUGAUGCUGUGGAUGAAAUAUUGGAUAGUUGGUUGACGGUUGGCAUUAUCCGCGAGAGCGAGUCCCCAUAUUCAGGUAGAGUGAUACUUGUGAAGAAGAAGAAUGGGCGUACUCGUUUUUGCGUUAAGGACAAGUAUCACAGAAUCUAAAACUAAAUUCACUCGCGUUUUCAAGGGCACACCACUCAAUAUGAAAGCAUCCUACAACUUUCAUUAUUAUUAUUCCACGCAUGCUGCGACGCAGCAAAGCUGAAAUAAUAAAAUCAAAAGUUGUCCGCUGCCUCCGUAUUGAGUGGUGUGCCCUUGGAAACGCGAGUGAUGGAUCCUGUGAUGCUUUUCCUUAAUUUCGAAACUUUGAAUAAACCGUUGGAACGUGAUCGAUUUCCCCUUCCAGUAUUCGAAGACCAGAUUUUCAAACUUAUAUAUAAUAUUAAAGAUAUAAAGUAUUUCUCUACUAUGGACAUAGAAAAUGGAUUCUUUCAUGCCGCACUGUCGGAAGAAUCUAAAAAGUACACAUUAUAUUACAUUUUAUUUUUACUUCUAUGAACAUGCAAACAUAUAAAUGACUUCACUUCGUUAAAGCGAAGAACCAUCCCCAAUUUUGUGACCAAAUAAUCUAGAAAUUUUCCCAAUCAAUUAACUCGCGUUAGAGUCACCAGUCGAUUUUGAAGAUCAAAACUACAAAUGCAACACAUGAGCAUCGCGAAUACAAACUUUUAUUUUUUUAUUUUGUCGUCCAGUGAAUCAGAUAGUCCAUCGUCCGGCAGACCGAAUGCAACACGUUGAUGCCUUUGGGCUUAUUCUACGAGUGGAGUGACGUGAGAUUGCUCGAAUGACGUGAGAAGAGUCGUAUAGCCCCAUUUGAAUAACAUGGUCACCUCACGUGAGAAUUGCUAAAAUCGACUCACCUCACGUCACUCGACUCGUAGAAUAAGCCCCCUUGGCAAGGAUGUAUGUACAUGUAGUUGAUGUGAACGAAGGAGAACGUAGCUUGUUUGGUUUUGAAGAUCGUUACGAUUUGUUGUACAAAGUGGAAAAUAGUCGCCUACUUCUAUACUGCUGUGAAUCGCAUAUUUGUACCAUAUGACUAAGAAACCCAGCAAAAAUGGGACAUCUAUGCGAUUCACGGCAGUGUAUAUCCCGAAGGAUAUGGAGGAGUCUGUCAUAUUCAGGUUUCAUGAUUCUCUCGGUCAUUUCGGUAAAGAUAA